CGACCGAACCGCGGCGCCGCAGCUCAGCUCCCACUGACUCGAUUCGGCCGCUCCGACGCUCCGUAGCCGCCGGGAACUGAGCGGCAGCCACCCGACUCCGGUGGUUCCACGGAAGAACGGCAGGCAGCCAGUCACACUUCCCCCGCCGACGCGUCGAUUGGAUUGGAUUGGAUUGGACUGGACUGGUGAUCCAUCCCAACUUGGGGGGUCAGCUGAGCCGGCAGCAGCGAGAGUUCUCAAGCCAGUAUGUUGUUCUUCUCCUACUUCAAGGAGCUGGUGGGGAAGGAGGUGACAGUGGAGCUUAAGAACGAUCUGGCGAUCCGCGGGACACUCCACUCGGUCGACCAGUACCUCAAUAUCAAGCUCGAGAACACUCGCGUCGUCGUCGCGGACAAGUAUCCCCACAUGACAUCGGUGCGCAACUGCUUUAUCAGGGGUUCCGUGGUGCGGUACGUACUGCUUCCACAGGACGGUGUGGACAUCGACAUCCUCCAUGAUGCCACCAGGAGGGAGGCACGCGGAGGCUGAUGAUACUCAGUCCUCUUCUGCUUCCCCAAGAGGAGCCCCCCACUGAUCCAAGGUAAACGAAACAUGUGUGCUGGUGUGAUAGACACUGGUGUUGACAGAACUCUAUCUAUCAAUCGCUCCUGGUACUUGAAGUGACAAACAUUAGAAGGUUAUUGUAUGUCCUGUUAUUAGGGAAUGCAAUCGGUAAUGCCGUGGCCCUGUGUAUUUCUUGUGUAUUUCAAUUAGUAAUAUUGUUAGACCAAACAGGGCCCAUUGAUUAGCUGUGAUGUUCUCCUCUGUCUGGCCAUGUUCUUGAGAAGUUAUCAUUGGCAUGACGUGCAAAGCAUUGUUAA
Messenger RNA from Phragmites australis (common reed), 860 nucleotides. RefSeq names its product sm-like protein LSM2. Gene Ontology annotation, cellular component: U6 snRNP; U4/U6 x U5 tri-snRNP complex; catalytic step 2 spliceosome. Bases 247 to 528 code for a protein of 93 amino acids. The record is from RefSeq and is a predicted model, not a curated record. The transcript has 4 exons. Gene Ontology annotation, molecular function: RNA binding. Gene Ontology annotation, biological process: mRNA splicing, via spliceosome. Lineage: Eukaryota; Viridiplantae; Streptophyta; Magnoliopsida; Poales; Poaceae.